UAAAAAAGCAAAAGAAAAAAGGAGAAUCGCUGAGAAUGGACACCUCAGCCAUUGGCGAUAGCCUCAAGAAGAUCAGCAGAGAGGACACAGCGGUACUGAUAGGGUCUGUGAGAGAGGCUGCCUGUGCUGCCAGCUCUGCAGUCAGUAACGCAAAAGCGAGACUGAGAAAUAUCAGUGAGGAAGUGGGAAGAAUAACUUCAACAAAUAUCAGUGUGAAUAUAGAGGAUAUAUUGACUGAUGCAGACCAGGCUGUGAAGGGCUUCGACAAAGCGUUCCCUGUAAUGAGUGACAAGCUUGCACAGGUAAAGGCUCUUGCUAGGAAGAUGUCUCCUAAACCUAACAUGACCGAAAGCAUCCAGAGAAUCAAGGACAUCAUUGAGGAGACAAGAAACUUUGUUAAUAUGCUCUCUCUUGCCAUCACUUUCAAUGGAAAGGGCCACACUGAGCUUCACCCUCCGAGAAACCUCGAGGAUGUAAAAGCAUUUACAGCUGUCGAUCUUCUCCUCAAUCGCCAUCACAAACACCCGUCCAAGUCUGAUGCGAGACGAAAGCAACGGCAGGACAACCACAGAGAUGCCAACCACUUUGUUUUCUACCUGGGUAACAAGAAUGCUCUUGGAGACUACAUUGGGAUGGCUGUCAGAAGCAGUGUGUUGGUUUGUGUCUAUAAGUUGGGUGGAGUAGUUCACGAGGUAGAAACCAGCAAAAUAACAGUCACCAAUGUGAAUUCCUCAGACUUUGACAGGGUUAUCUUCCACAGAGUUUACCAGGAUGCUGAAGUGAACAUUACACAGAACUUCACAUCACAGAAACCCAUCAGUCUCCCUCCUAAACGUAACCUCCCAAACCAAAUGGCAGGCGUCCUCGACUUGGAUCCAGACAGCAUCGUUUUCUACGUGGGCGGCUAUCCCGACGACUUCACUCCUCCAGUGGAGCUGCGUUACCCCAGGUACAGAGGAGCCAUUAAAUUCUCCCACCUGAACGGUAAUCCUAUCUGCCUGUAUAACUACAAACAUGCGGCCAAUAUGGAUGCAAAGCAGCGUACUGUGAAGAUAGCCGAGCAGGAGUUGUCUGAUUAUUAUGAAGGAAGAGGUUACCGCAUGGCAUUCAUAAAGGAUCCUGGCAGGAAGAAACGACGACUCUUCAAAUUUCACACAAACAGCCGAGAAAUAAAUGCCUUAUUAUUCUACAUUGGAAAUGAAGAGUCUUUUUUCUGUGUGUUUGUGGAGAGAGGUUUCCUCGUGCUACAAGGUCAACAGGCUGACAGAGAGAUUAGACUUCAGAGUGCUGAAAGAGUGUCUCUGUUUGACACACAGUUUGCAAUUGUUAUUGCAGACAAAUUUACUGUGCACUAUGGACCAAAGAAGAUUUCCACAGAUCACAUUCAAACAAACUACAUGAAUUAUUACGUUGGGGGUCUUCCAGCACAGCUCAGAGAGAGACACAACAUCACAGCUGCACCACUCAGGGGAUGCGUGGAUCGCUUGACAGCAGAUGCUGAGAUUGUGGAGUACAACAGGACAAUAGGUGUCGGUAAUGGAUGUCCAGUCUCCUUACUGGGUGUUCGUGCAGCUACAUUGAAUUCGUCUCUUUCUGUUGAUUCGCCGUUGGUCUGGGAUGAACAGCCAUUGAGAGUCUCGUUAAGCUUCAGGAGCACAGGCAAGCAAGGUGUUAUUCUGAAGAGCAGCUCUCAGGGCUCUGAACCUAUCAGCAAUCUCCAGUUGUCCCUGGCUGAUGGCUUUGUGGUUUUUCACAGUUUUAAUUAUACCCUGAGGUCGGAUGAAAGGUAUAAUGAUGGAGUCUGGCAUUACUUGUCUGCAGUGGGGAAGCCAUCAGGGCUGAUGCUUAACAUUGACAAUGUAAAUGUGCGUCCAGGACAUUCAGACCACAUCAGGCUCCAAGGAGGAAAAUUCAGAGGCUGCGUUGCUAAUCUUUACACAAGCAGGUCGAGCAUUUUACCCGCUGAUCUGAGCUCAUUGUCACAAGCUGGAGACAUUGUCUUUGGUCAAUGCAGUCUGCCCGUCCAUCCGAACUCCACAAUAAAAAGGUCCCAGACACACAACCCCACUCUAGCAGGCAGCCAGUGUAGACCCCAGAGAGCAAACCAACUCUAUGAGGAAGACAGCUGGGUCAGUUACACCCUUCCACAAGAGGACCUUAAUUAUAGGCCUCACUUCUCUCUUGAUAUCAAGACCAAAUCACCCAAAGGGCUCAUCCUGCACAUAGCAGGAAGAGGAACCAUCCCCCUCCUGGCUCUGUACAUGGCCAACGGCAAGAUCAAGAUGUCCCUGGGGCAAAACAGAAUCAUCCAGCACAAGGAGCGGAGCAAUGAUGGCAACUGGCACAGAGUUGAGUUCAGCGUGGAGAAGAGCACUUUUCAUCUGCUGGUUGACGGGAUCCGUGUGACUGACGGUCACUUACUUGAUAGUGAGGGAUCAUCUUUAAACCUGGACAACCCUGUGUAUCUGGGUGCUGACAUGAAAAGCAGAAUCACUAAAGGACACAGCAUUCCCACAAACACUGUUAUCAGCUGUAUAAGGGAAUUCAAAAUGAAUGAUGUAUUUGUGGGUGCACCAGAGGUCAGCCACAAAGCCUCACCGUGCUUUGAUGGGCUCACAGAGGAAGGGACAUACUUUGGUGGCGGUCACAUCAUUUUAGAUAACUACUUCACUGUUGGCUCUCACUUUGAGUUAUCCUUCGAGCUGCGCCCUCAACAGCUCACAGGUCUUCUCUUCCACGUUCAAAGUGACGAAACCAGCCUUAAUGUGUUCUUAAUGGAAAACAAGGUGGGUGUCAAAGUAAAUGAUGGUAAUGGAGCCGUUAGCGUCUCAGUAACGCCUCGUAAAAGCCUCUGUGAUGGAAAAUUUCAUGAGGUUACAGUGUCCAAACAGAAUAAAGUGCUCAGACUAGUAGUGGACUCCACAUCCCAGGAAAAAGCAGGUCUCAGAUCCACCUGGUAUUCAACAGCGCUGGAUUCACUUUACAUUGGGGGGACAACAAAUCAAAUUGGAGCCCCUGUGUCUUCACCUUUUGUGGGCUGCUUGCGAAAGGUGGAGAUUAAUGGAAAGCUGGUCGCAUUUGAGAGAGACUCCAGGGUGGUCCAUCCUGUGAGCAUCAACAGAUGCCCUGCAAAUUAGUGACGUCUCUCAUGACGAACAGGGAUGGGAAUACAGAACCUGCUUAGGCUGAAAGCAAGCAACACAUUUUCCAGUCUGUCAGGAUUGUGUUUCUCUAAGCUUUUCAGUUCCUUAUUUCCAUCACAGGAAUGUUUUUCUGAAAUUUGUU
This is a messenger RNA of Archocentrus centrarchus (flier cichlid), 3285 nucleotides long. It is a transcript of the gene lama3, whose product is annotated as laminin, alpha 3. Lineage: Eukaryota; Metazoa; Chordata; Actinopteri; Cichliformes; Cichlidae. The transcript has 23 exons. The record is from RefSeq and is a predicted model, not a curated record. Gene Ontology annotation, biological process: cell adhesion. The coding region runs from base 36 to 3137 and encodes 1033 amino acids.